UCGCUUCGCCGCUCGCUCAGACGCGCACUCCAAGAGGACCGCCCCGUGCAUGAUGCCUGUGGCAGUUACGGCCACAAAGUCUGCGUGUGCAUCUCCAGAAUCGUCACCGAGCUCAAGUUGAUGUCAAGUCGCCGCAAUCAUCGCUGCUGAGAGUGGUGCUCGGUUGCAGACUUUCGGCCAUCAUUGUUGUCCUGCGGAGGAAACUGGUCGAGAGUGCGAGUUUUUUCUCGUAACGCGUUGGACACGGAUGAAGGAUUCGGUUGCCAUGGAGCUGAGAUACGCAGGAUUCGUCUCAUUGCUCGUCAUACUAUCGUUCGUUGUCAGUGGUACUACAGCUCGACUCAUCCCUGGCUCCACCGGGGACACUGCUGCAGUGACCACCGCAGAUCUGACCACCACGAAAAGCUCAGAGCUGGACGUGCCCAUGCCACCAGGCACGGUGGUCAACGAUUUUGAGGGAUCUCAUCGGGGAGCAGCAGUUACUGACAAUCCGACAGAAAUGAAAUUCGGAGAAGUUGAUGUCACUCAUGAGGAGCGCAUGCUGGUCGCCUCGACCAUGGAUUACGAAGGUCCCACCAACAACGAGAAUCCCAAACACAACCCGUAGCUGAAGUACACGGAUCUUUCCCGAUCGUCAACAUGCGAACACCAAAACACAAGGCUGGCUGUUCGAUACUACAUUGUACAAAGGUCAAGCUUUGGUCUAGUUUCUCUAGAUCCUCCUAAUGAGCUUUGAGUGGAUGUCUGUUCCCGAACAUGUUCAGUGAAGCACACAUUUCUCUUUUCUUCCUCGUUGAGCAUGGCUCGAGACAGCGUAGCAUAAUCCUCGAAGCUUGGAGUGUUGUCACUCGAAUUAUCACUCGCCAAAAUUGCAUUGGUAAAUAUUCCAGACUGAUAUCAUAGAUAUAAUGCUCAUCUGGAUGUGUCCUUCCGGCAAGCGAUCAGCCCUCAGCACACUAUGAUAAUAGUUGGCAGUUCUUGCAAUUUCCCGAUGAAAUUUGCACAUAUAUCCGAAAUUUUUGUUGGCAAGCGAGAAGCUUUUCCCAUAACUCGGUUCAUAAUAUACGAUAUUUGUUGAUCA
This is a messenger RNA of Marchantia polymorpha subsp. ruderalis, 1081 nucleotides long. NCBI's taxonomy places the organism in Eukaryota, Viridiplantae, Streptophyta, Marchantiopsida, Marchantiales, Marchantiaceae. The record is from the annotation of a GenBank genome assembly.